GCACAUCCCGUCCGUCACGCUUUGUGACAAGUCAUCAACACCCUCUCUGACAAUCAAUGGUCUGAGAAUAUGUACUUUUACUUAUAACCCCGUGAACUCAUGUCAGCUAUGUAGGACUCUGUUAAGAGAGCCCCAACAUUGGGUCUGACUUCGCUAUUGUGAAAAUUGCUUUGAAAGAGUACGGUUUGAUGCGAACAAGUACAGAAAAAAUGCCAAGCCCAAAGCCCAAACCCUCGCCGAAUGGGGGCAGUGGUUCUGAUGUUAAGUAUUUCAAAUUAUGGCGACGGUUCUACGAGCCUCUCGUUAUGCUGAAGAUUCUAGGUUCUACAAGGGGCGAACACAGUCCCAAGACGCAACAGCAGAGCCCAGUCCAUCGGUUCCUCGAUAACCUGGCCUACCUAGUGGACCAUGAUAAAGGGGGCCCGACGACGUCGGCUAUUGGGCUCGAAGACGCGCCCCAGCGAUUCAACUUCUGGAUCGCGUCCAACGAACCCAAGCAGAGCCUUAAGAGCGCCGCCUUUUUGACGUCUUUCCUACGAGAUGUACGAGCUGUUGCUGAUGAGCCAAUUGGAAAAAGGGCAUCGCUUCAGGAAAAGGUCACACAUCGCUGCAUUGACUUCGCGAAACAGAGGGUGAAAAAGGAGGCCAAGAUGCUUGCGAAAGAUGUCUCGAAAUGCACGCGAUACCUUACCAGCCCGGAAUGCAUUGAACUUUCCCAGUGGCUCAAGCGUUUCCAAGAGACGGAACCCCCGGAGUCAUGCUAUCUUGCGUACCGAGAGAGGGAUAGUCUUAUGAUGAGACAACUCAGUCGUUUACUGCAGGCAUCCAGCGACAUAUCCGCAACCGACUCGCAAACUGUCGCGAUGAAAGACGUCGUACAUCGCCUGGGACGCCUAGCUCACCAUGUUCGCGCACCGCACCAGAUAAUCGAAGACGUAUCGAACCACACCGGAUUGCGCAACGUCUUAGACGAGUUCCAAGUCCACUCGAUCGCAGCCCAAGCAGUGAUCGACCGUCCCCAGGCCGAGUCAAGCAUAGACAUAGACAGCAUAAUGCGACGCAUGCUUCCCAGCAACGGCUUCGACGCGCGCCACAAAGAAGCCGCACACACCAUGAACCGGCUCCACCACAUCGUGACGCGCUUCAAGGAAGCAUACAACAACAAGAACUUCAGCCCCUCGAUCCACGCCGAGAUCCAGAUCCUGGAGCACUUCUGGGGCAAGCGGCAGUUCUUCGAGGACGACAGGUACAUAGGCUGCAGCAAGCCCGCGUGCUACUGCUGCCACCUGUACAUGCAGCAUCAUCCGGCGCGCUGCGCCGUGCCGCAGACGAGCUGCAACGUGUACUUGAACUGGGGCCUGAGAAAACUGCCCAAGGGCUCGCAUGACGCCGAGUAUACCCGUCAGCGGGACAUUCUCAACGAGAUGACGAAGUCCAUUCGGAAAGACGCGCUCGACCAGAUACUCCGGAAGACGACCGCGUCGCCGUGGCAUCCUGAUUCGCAGACGGGGUUUACGUUGCGCGCGCCGUCUGAGGCGGGUGGACAGGCGGAGGCGAUGAGGAUGGUGGAUCUCGAUUUGGCGACGGACUCGGAUGAUAGCCAGCCGGAAAGUAUCGGCUGCUAUGCUUCUGGCUCGAGGCAUUCGUCCGUGGCUAGUAUGAGCGACGAUAGCAAGCGGAGUGGGAGGCGUAAGCUCUCGUGGCCGGUCAUUGAAGACUCGGAUAGCGACUCGGAUUCAUCUAGUGGUGGUGCGGUUUUGUAGGUUAGGGGAGGAGGAAUGUUUCUCGGACAUCUAUGCGGAAUUUUCAUUUCUCAUAGAUAUGUGUGUACAAGGCUCUGCCUACAUCGUCCCUGGCGGACGCGAUGUUGACGAGUUGUCCGAUUGUAUGUGAUGUGAUCAUCAUAGAGUAUUGGUCACUGCUAUAGUCUAUAUGGCGUCGAUACUGCUGGCUGCAGUUCCUAGCUGGGGCUGAUUUAUAUAGCCCUUUCUUGACAUUGAACAGCAAUUGAUGUCACCUCAAGAAUAGUUCUCUUUUGCUUCUUCUUGGGGAGAUUUGUCUCAAUACUUAGGACUUGGAAGUUUAUACCUAUGGUUUAGUGGUUGCUUAGAUGGCCAAUCUUUGCUACCCACCU
Molecule: messenger RNA, 2134 nt
Organism: Xylaria bambusicola
Lineage: Eukaryota; Fungi; Ascomycota; Sordariomycetes; Xylariales; Xylariaceae
Exons: 3
Coding region: 189-1763 (524 amino acids)
Source: RefSeq, a predicted model, not a curated record